GGCUCCGGGAGGCGUCUUGCCCUCUCGCUGUGUCUUCCGCCUCCGUUGAGCUUCCGGUGCGAAGGUCACGGACAAGAUGGUUCCCCCGGUUCAGGUCUCUCCGCUCAUCAAGUUCGGCCGAUACUCCGCCCUGGUCCUCGGCAUGGCCUACGGCGCCAAACGCUACAGUUACCUAAAACCCCGGGCAGAGGAGGAGAGGCGAGUAGCAGCAGAGGAGAAGAAGAGACUAGACGAGCUAAAACGCAUCGAGCGAGAACUGGCCGAAGCUCGAGAUGACAGCAUUCUCAAGUGAGGCGCCAGUGAGCUUGUCUUUAGUCGCUGAGGAUGAAUAAAGCUUUGUUGUGUGAU
Messenger RNA from Acomys russatus (golden spiny mouse), 348 nucleotides. RefSeq names its product ATP synthase membrane subunit e (gene Atp5me). The transcript has 4 exons. Lineage: Eukaryota; Metazoa; Chordata; Mammalia; Rodentia; Muridae. Gene Ontology annotation, biological process: proton motive force-driven ATP synthesis. The record is from RefSeq and is a predicted model, not a curated record. Bases 77 to 292 code for a protein of 71 amino acids. Gene Ontology annotation, molecular function: proton transmembrane transporter activity.